Messenger RNA from Lasiosphaeria miniovina, 1347 nucleotides. RefSeq lists its product as uncharacterized. The record is from RefSeq and is a predicted model, not a curated record. Bases 1 to 1347 code for a protein of 448 amino acids. Lineage: Eukaryota; Fungi; Ascomycota; Sordariomycetes; Sordariales; Lasiosphaeriaceae. The transcript has 2 exons.
AUGCUGGGCUCUUCGGGCGUCUUGAGGCUCGUCAAAUUCGCGGCGCUGCUGCUGAUUGUCGUGUGGUGUCUCGGCUCGUUUGUCUCGUACGAGUCGACGUACAAUGGCCUUGUCCGCACCUUCAAGGACGGGAAGCAUCUCUUCGUCUCCGACUUCCUCGCCCAAGAGAUCGACGGCGACUUCGACGGCCGCGCCAUCUCGGCCCUGUGCGCAAGCAAGCAAUGGACCCCGGGCCUGAUUCUGUCCUGCGAUCCGACGCCCGGAGGCAUCGGCCAGGUCAGGAACGCGCAUUUAACCUGCAUACGCUUUGCCAUGGAAAUGGGAGCCGAACUCGUCGUGCCGCGCAUCGUCAAGCGCGACGAAAAGGACAUUGCGGUGCUGAUGCCGAAUGUUGGCGGUCCACAGAGAGGGCACCCUAUCGACUACCUGUUUAAGUUUGAGCACCUCAACCAGACGCUAGCAGCAUGUUGCCCACAGAUGAAGGUGUAUAGGUCCAUGGAUGACCUGUACAAUGUUCCCCAGGUCAUGAAGGGACACCCCAUCAGCCUGUACGACAUACACGCAUCCCUCGCCAACGGCAGCGUCAUCGACGACAUGCCAAGUCUGGGCCAGCAGAUCAAGAAAUACAUAGACGAGGUCGCGCCGACGGACAACCGGGUGUACCCUAUCCGGUUCAACCUGGCCGUCACCAAGUGGGCCUUCCAGACGGCCUACGACGGCCCUGCGUUUGCUGGGAGCUUCGGCCGUCUCCUGCGCGCUCACGAGGACGCCAGGCGGCUGGCUGCCGCAGCCCUGUACAACCUGAGCAAGGGCUUUGGUUUCAACCUCGACCCCAGGAAAGGGAUCAAGGAGAGCACAUUUGUCGGCGCGCACUUACGGACGGAAACGGACGUCGACAGCCUGGUUCCCGACUACGAGAGCCAGGCGGCCUACCUCCUAGACUUCAUCGUGAACUCGCGGGUGCGGGUUGUGUUUCUAGCGACGGGCGCGACCGAGGAGCAGACGACGGCCUUCGUGGCGAGGGCCAGGGACUUCAACGUGACGGUCGUCCUGAAGAAGGACAUCCUCCACGGCGACGACCUCGCCCUCCUCGACAGGCUCAGCUGGGACCAGCGCGCCCUGGUGGACUACGAGAUCAUGCUCCGGGCCGGGCUCAUGGCGGGGCCCUCGGAAUCGGGAUAUGCUUGGAACCUCGCGCUGAGGCGGAGAGCCAUCUCCGGCGGUGCACCCAACAACAGCUCGGCUUUUCCCGUCAGCAGUGCCCGAGUUCAAUACCACGAUCGCCUUUCUACCAUAUUCGGUCGCUCGGAGAGAGGCUCUGUUUUUAUGCAGACAAUAUGGCCCUGA